This is a messenger RNA of Aspergillus affinis, 2490 nucleotides long. Its product is annotated as putative dynamin GTPase. NCBI's taxonomy places the organism in Eukaryota, Fungi, Ascomycota, Eurotiomycetes, Eurotiales, Aspergillaceae. The record is from RefSeq and is a predicted model, not a curated record. Gene Ontology annotation, cellular component: membrane; microtubule; cytoplasm. Gene Ontology annotation, molecular function: microtubule binding; GTPase activity; GTP binding. The coding region runs from base 1 to 2490 and encodes 829 amino acids. The transcript has 4 exons.
AUGCCACUGCGUACUCACUCUCCUGAGUCAAAAGUCGCUAUCAGCGAGUUGAUCAAUGCCAACGACCAUCAAGGCACACCUUCCCCCACCAUGUCUGAUCAUAGCAACGAUGCCAUCAACCUGAUCAGUCAGGACAUGAAAUCUCUGGUCAAGAAGAUCCAAGACCUUCGCCAUAUUGGAAUCGAAGACAACAAGAUUGCCCUACCCAAGAUCUGUGUCAUAGGUGAUCAGAGCACCGGCAAGAGUUCUCUUAUCGAGGGAAUGUCUGAGAUCAAGGUCCCUAGGAGUGCCGGCACUUGUACUCGUUGCCCUAUGGAGAUCAAUCUUUCUCAAAAUAACCGUGGCGAACCUUGGAUCUGCCAUGUGUAUCUCUCACGCAAGUACAUGUUUGACAGCUCCCACAAACUUGCGAGAAUACCCAAGAAAUGCAAGGGCCUUGGCCCUUGGAUAGAGCAAGACCAGGAGGAUGAGCUCUUCAUCACACUGUAUGAGAACGAUGAUGUCCAAGAGGCCAUCAAGUGGGCUCAGAUUGCCAUCCUCAAUCCUGGCCAUGCUCCAAGUGACUACAUGCCCGGCAGGAACGCAGAUGCGACCAUGGACUGUCAGGUGAAAUUCUCUCCGAACGUGGUGCGGCUUGAUAUCUCUGCUCCUAAUUUCCCCAAUCUUUCGUUCUACGACCUCCCCGGCGUAAUCAGUCAAGCCGAAUUUGAUGAUGAGCGUUACUUGGUCGCCCUGGUCGAAAACCUUGUUCGGCAGUACAUCUCCCAGGAGAACUGCAUAGUCCUGCAGACAUUGCCCAUGACCGAUGAUGCCACCAAUUCCAGCGCAGGACGAAUCAUGAGGGAUGUGCGCGGAGCUAUAGAGAGAACCUUGGGUGUCUUGACAAAGCCCGACCGAGUACAGACCUGUGAAUCUUACAAUCAAUGGAUAGAGAUUCUGGAAGGGGACAAAUUCUCGCUGGGACAUGGGUACUUCGUCGUUCAGAACAACCCCGAUCCUUCGGUGCCACAUGCCCAAGCCCGCGAGGAAGAGGCCGCUUUUUUCUCAUCAAGCCCGUGGUCCACAGAGCUUGCGCCGUACAGAGAUCGGUUCGGUACUCGAAACCUCCAAACCGCGCUGUCUUCGCUCCUCCUCAAGCAGAUCCAGAGAUGUCUGCCGGGAGUCAUCGACCAAAUAAAUGCGAAAGCAGAACGAAUCGACGCCGAGCUCAAAACGCUUCCUGACCCUCCCAGCAACAACGUGCAGUAUAUCUUGUGCCGGAAUAUCAACCAGUUCAAAGAAAUGAUCACCGCACAUCUUGAUGGGGGCUCGUCAGAGUAUCCUCUCCAGAAGCUGUGGGGCCACAUGGCUUUAGAUUUUCAGCGGGCUUUGAUCAAGACCCGACCAACCGUUUCGUUGCGAUCCAAAUCUGAUGAGCAAUUGCUAUCGCCCUUAAUCGAGCGCGACGGAGAUUCCGAUUGCGAGAUGACCGGGGUACAAACUGGUAUGAAACGAAAGGCCCCUCCUAGCGACGCCCCCGCGCGCAGUGCACCUGUUACUCCCCGCGACAGAAGCGUAGAGCGUCCCUCAGGCUAUUAUUUCCCUGAGUUUGAGAAGUUCGAAAAGCCUGCACUGGUAUUCAGUUGGGAGCAAAUCCGCGACAUCAACGAGGAAUCCUACCGUGCCGGAAUUCCCGACCAGGCGGACCCAAAGGCCAUUGAGAUCAUGCGACAGCUGAGUGUGGCCCAUUGGAGAGGACCUAUGGAUACGUUUAUCCAAGCCACUCAUAACCUUGUCAAAGAGAUGAUUACGGCGCAGCUGGGAAAGGUCUUUCAUCAAUACUUCCAGACUGGCCUGUACAAAGAGCUCAGACAUAUCAUUGAUGCCUUUCUCAAAGAGCUCAAGGAGGAGCACGAGCGCCAUGCGGAGGAGAAUUACAAUAUAGAGUACAACAAACCUUUCACCAUGGCGACGGUGACUCUGGACAGAGCAAUCAAGAGUGCGUUUGAAGAGAUCAGUCGUCGUCGUUGGGACUUUCGCACUGGCUUUUAUUUGAGCAAGCGGAAUGUCGCACCCGACCAUCCGCGGCGAGAGGUAGAGAGAAAAAAGCUGACGGCAGCGGAACUUGGACCCGAUAUGUUUGAGCAAGAGUUGAAGAUGAUGGCGUCCACCAGGGGAUAUUACGAUAUCGCCAGCUCCCGAUUCCUCGAUUUCACCUGCCAGAGUGUCCAUUCCAAAUUGUUUUCCAAGUGCAGAGAAGAGCUUGUUCCCACCAUCGAGGAGAGGCUAGGUAUUCAGGACGAAAAUGCGAUGGAGCGUUGCAUGGAGCUCAUGGUCGAACACCCUGAUCGCCAGCGCCGCCGCUAUCAUCUACAGAAAGAAAGAGAAAAGAUUACUCGGGCACAGCAGUCGCUUGAGACUGCCCAAAAAGAUGAGUCCGCUGAUGAAUUCGGCAGCCGUGUGAAGACGGAGCCUGUCAACGGAUGGAUGAAUCGUGCUUCGUUUGUUUAG